AUGAUGUGUUGUGGUGUCUUCAAGGUGGCGCGAGGAAACGGCUGUUGCCUCUUUUGCCCAGGGCGCCUGGAUAUACAAAGCCUUCCUCGGUUUGAUUUGCGAAGACACUUCAAGUACUCUUCUAUUUUUGACGCAUUGAUCGAUGAGGACUUGGCGCACCUGAGCAAGAAGGCAGCGGUGUUCAACGAGAAAUACAAGGGUAAACUGCGCCACAAGCUGCUGAAGGCCAUUCAGGAAUACGAGCACCUGGACGAGCAAGUAGAUAUCAUUUCCUACUACAUCCACAUUAUCUACUCCGUGAACACGACAAACGAAGAUAUCGCGAAGCGGCAGAACCAACUGAAGGCAACAAUGGCUGCAGCGAUCCAACCCAACUUCGUCUUCAUGGAGUUGGAAAUUGCCGAACUUCCAGAGGAAGUCAUUGAAGAACAAAUGCGGUCUUCCAAGGGGAUGCUCAAUUUCUACUCUGGCUACCUCAGUUCCGUCCGCCGUCGUUCGCCGCAUGUCCUCUCUGAGGCCGUCGAGCGCGCCCUCUUGGUCCGCGCCCCGUGGGUUGGCAAGUCCGCUGUCAUUGAUUAUUACCGGAAGCAGAUUGGCGGGGCGACUUUCGAAAUGGGCGGGGAGAGCAUGCCUCUUUCUGAAAUUCUCAGCUUCGUCAUGAAUGUGAAGCAGGAGCGACGCCACGAAGCACAGCGUGCCGUACACAGCGGCCUGAGGAAGCAGAUGAUUGACAAGUUUGCGGCGCUCAGCCUCAACGUGGUUGCAGGCUCGUGGCACAUCGAAGGAAAGGAGAGGCAAUAUUCGACGCUGCGGGCUAUGCGUAACGUUGCCAAUAAUGUCUCGGACAAAACCGUGGACGCACUGAUCCACGCGGGCGCCACGGUGGCGGUGGACCUGACGAGGCGUUAUUACAAGUUGAAGAAGGAAAUCCUCAAGAGGAAAGGAGUGCUGCAGACGUUCUCUUUUUCAGAUCGCUUGGCACCCUUGCCCCUCAAGUCAAACGAACACGUUUUCGGCUGGGAGGAGUCGACGCGUAUUGUGCGAGAAGGGUACCAAUCCUUUUCGCCUACCAUGGCCAAGUUGUUUGAUACGCUCCUGGCGGAAGGCCGUAUCGAUGCGCCUGCGACCGCAGGGAAACUCACGCCGCGGUGCUACUUAGGCACGCCGACAACGGGGCCUUUCAUCCUUUUGGAACACACUGGGCAACAUCAUUGCGUCGAGACUCUUGCUCACGAAGCCGGCCACGCGAUUCAUUCGAUCCUGUCGUACAGACAAGGCAAUCUGCAGCUAGCGCCGCCCCUAACCAUCGCCGAGAUGGCGAGCCUUAUGGGCGAGCGGAUUGUCUUCGAUCACAUUCUACAGAAAACGGCCGAUCCUGAAGAGCGUCUGUCGCAUCUCUUGCGUCACCUCGACGGCUGGACUAGCACAGUGACUCGCCAGCUUAUGUUUGACCACUUCGAGGAAAGGGUACACACCGCCAGAGCUGAGGGAACUGUCUCGGACAGCGCGUUCACAACCAUGUGGACUGAAACGCUCAUCAAGUACUACGGCAAGGAAGGUGAAGUCUUCGACUCCUAUACGCACACGGAUCUCGACUGGGCGAGGAUUCCCCACUUCCACACGACACCCUUCUACGUGUAUGCAUAUGCGUUCUCAGAGCUCGCUGUGGGCUCUUUGUAUGGUGUGUACAAACGGUCUGCCGAAGGCUUCGAAGAGAAGUACCUUGAAGUGCUGCGAGCAGGCAAUAAGAAGAGUUUCGAAGAGGUCAUGACACCUUUCGGCCUCAACCCUUCUUCCGAGACAUUCUGGGUUGAUGCAAUGAUGGCUACCGGAGGCUCGGUACUCGACGAAGCGGAGGCGCUCGCUGCACAGCUGGGCCUGGCAUGA
This is a messenger RNA of Besnoitia besnoiti, 1887 nucleotides long. Its product is annotated as peptidase family M3 protein. Gene Ontology annotation, molecular function: metalloendopeptidase activity. The record is from RefSeq and is a predicted model, not a curated record. Gene Ontology annotation, biological process: proteolysis. The transcript has 10 exons. NCBI's taxonomy places the organism in Eukaryota, Apicomplexa, Conoidasida, Eucoccidiorida, Sarcocystidae. The coding region runs from base 1 to 1887 and encodes 628 amino acids.